Molecule: messenger RNA, 1269 nt
Organism: Stegostoma tigrinum
Lineage: Eukaryota; Metazoa; Chordata; Chondrichthyes; Orectolobiformes; Stegostomatidae
Exons: 7
Coding region: 430-1257 (275 amino acids)
Biological process (GO): synaptic signaling
Cellular component (GO): plasma membrane
Source: RefSeq, a predicted model, not a curated record
GGAGGUUCUGUGGAAGGGUCACCGAACCGGAACCGGUUAGCUCUGUUUUUCCGCUGACAAAUGCUGCCAGACCUGCUGAGCUUUUGCAGCAACUUUGUAUUUGUUUUCUGAUUUGCAACAUCCGCAGUUCUUUGGGUUUUUACUCAGUGUUUUAGAGUUUAUUUACAGGGCGCUCUUUAUUUAUCGCGAGCUCUGUCUUUUAGGGUUUAUUUGUGAAGGGCCCUGUCUUACAGAUAGUUUACAGGUCGGCUCAGUAUUCGGGUGCAUGAAGAGGGAAAAAAGCCUUGAAAGUGCCGUUUUUUUUUGCAUGGCAAGCUGCUGAAUACGAACCAGUCUCACACCAUUGCCAUCACCUUGCCCUUGUGAAGGCAGAUAUGGAUAAAGUUUUCAAAGCUGAUAGAAAAUUGAAAGCACUCGCAUCCUGUGACAAUGAUUGUGAUGUCGGUUCCUGGAAAGCCUCCAUUGUUGGAGGACGAGAAGCCGUAUCCAAUUGAAGCAGCACAGGCUUUUGCGAUGACUGUGGAAACCACUGCUUAUGCCUUGCUUCAAGCGUUGUCAAGGAAUGAUACUGACUAUGCAACACCGAUUGCGAGGUGGCUAACGAUGCAACAGAACUAUGGUGGUGGGUUUCACUCGACGCAGACAACAUCAGGUGAAGAUGUGCGUGAUUUCAGCAAGGUGCUGAAAAAUAAGUUCAGAUCAAAGAAACACUUUGCCAAACAUCCUCGCUUGAGUUAUUUACUCGUACAAACAGUUCUAGAAGGCGAGAACCUUGAGAGUACCACGCUGAGUAUUGUUAUCCCGAUAGUUCUUUCGUCUCAGUCCGUGUGUAUUCCUGGGCGAAUGUGCUCGUGUGGUCUCAGGAGUUGCGGAGGUCACGGCUCUGGGACAGCCGUUUCAUCGCCCUAUGCUGCAGAACCUGCCCCGGAAGAGAGAGCCCAGAGAAUUGCCAAAGCUGUCCGCAAACAGUCAAUAGAAGUGAAGGAAAAUUGGGAACAACUGAAAAUCCGUGCGAGCAACUGGCAGAAACAGGUGGAAAAGGCGUUGGAGAAACUUCAAGAACUGCAGAAAGUUCUGGAUGAUCUUGAGGCUCAGGUGAUAACAGCUGAGGGGGUCCACACUGAUCGGCAACCUGUGAGUGACCUGCUUAUUGACUCAUUGCAGGAUCACAUUGAUAAAACUACAGUUAAAAGUCUACGCCUUUUCAGUUCUCUGCUGCAUAAUGAAGACUUGGAACAAUUUUUUUCUGCAAAGUAGAAAAUCAGUGUG